Copidosoma floridanum is the source of this 1211-nucleotide messenger RNA. RefSeq lists its product as uncharacterized. Gene Ontology annotation, molecular function: RNA binding. NCBI's taxonomy places the organism in Eukaryota, Metazoa, Arthropoda, Insecta, Hymenoptera, Encyrtidae. Gene Ontology annotation, cellular component: nucleus. The record is from RefSeq and is a predicted model, not a curated record.
UGUCCUUUGGUGCACUCACUCGAUCGCAAGGGCCAUAAGGUUGAACCGAAGCUUCCGGCGAGCUUUUGUCGUUCCGGUCGUUGCCACUGAGUAGACGAGAGGCUGUGUUUUCGCGCGCUGAUCGACACCACCGGUACCUGUGGAUUCUGGGGUUUUGUUUGUUUGUGAUAAACCAGAGUGUAAUUGUUAGAAAAUAAUUGGGAGGGAAACAUAUUGCAGUGCGUGCAGUCUUUCUGGUUGAAGAAGAUAAUCCUUUUUGUCGAGCUAAUUUAAACACCAACAGAAGACGCAUUAACUUCAUUAUAUCGGCGAUGAAGAUGAGCAAAGUGGGAAAUCAAACAAACUCACAGGAUCCACAAGCCGUGAAUUCCCGAGUGUUUGUUGGUAACCUCAACACUUUUCAAUGCAGCAAAACAGACGUCGAGCGGAUGUUUCAGCGAUACGGCAGAUUAGCAGGUAUAUCCAUGCACAAAGGAUACGCGUUUGUGCAGUUCACAAAUCCCUUCGAUGCCCGUAGUGCCUGCCUCGGUGAGGAUGGCCGCACAGUCCUCAGUCAAAUUCUUGAUGUCAAUAUGGUUGCAGAGCCAAAGCCUCAUCAAACGGGUCGCAAACGACAAAACAUGUCCAAGACAGGAAACGAUUGGGACUACUACUACGACAGCUAUUGUGCGUCAGCGGCUUUCCCGCCUCGCCUGGCGCCUCCGCUGAAGAGACCCCGACUCAUGCCCACGCGGUCUCAGCAGCAACAACAGCAACAACAGCAGCCACAGCAACAGCCGUCGAAACAGCCAAAAGUGACGACAAACAGCGCCGGGCUCCAGGACCUCAGCCAAUUAAAAGUUUACAGCAAUCUGGACAUACUAAUUUGCGGCAACUGCCGGGAAAUGUUCACGGAUCUCGGGGAGCUGCUCGAGCACAAACGGGAUUACUGCAAGCUGCGGUUCACCUGCAAAUGCCACACGUUUAACGGCGCCACUCCCAGAAACUCAAUGGCCUCUCUGCUGUGCGUUCUCUGCAAAGAUCCCUUCCCAUCCGCGUGGGAGUUGAUGGUCCACGCCCAGGCAGCCCACAUGAUCAACAUCUACGAGCUCGGCACAAAGUCCGACACAAACCACUCGUCCCGGAGUCCGAGCCAGAACAACAAAGAAUCAUCGCAAUCGCCCACGCCACAGGAUCAGGUGCGUAUAUCCCAUUACCGACAUCUCGCCUAA